Messenger RNA from Puccinia graminis f. sp. tritici CRL 75-36-700-3, 258 nucleotides. RefSeq lists its product as uncharacterized. The coding region runs from base 1 to 258 and encodes 85 amino acids. The transcript has a single exon. The record is from RefSeq and is a predicted model, not a curated record. Lineage: Eukaryota; Fungi; Basidiomycota; Pucciniomycetes; Pucciniales; Pucciniaceae.
AUGGUGGUGGAGUUAUGGUGGACUAGGAACUUUACCAACGUCUUCACUGGGUGCAGGUGCAACAAUAACCCCUUCAAAGUUCCCCUCAAUACUCAAAUAGCCCAACCACAAAAUAAGAGUGAAGAUAGCGAUAGCAUGGAGAGCAAAGAGUCCUAUGAGCAAAAGCCGACCAGUCUUGGCAGGAGCAGCAACAAGGGCAGGGUCGAGAUUCCGGACGAGGAAGCCAAGCGAGGGUCUGAAUGCGGUGAGAAGCCAUGA